ACUCCGCAGCGGACACGCGCACUCAUGUUUCCAUGCUAUGAUGCGCAGACGGACAAAGUUGAGCGCAGAAUGUGACCUCUGCAUCUGAGGAGAACCCCCGAAGGACGGAUCCGGAUCCAGAACCCAGUCCAGAACAGACCGGACCAGUCUAGUCCAGCAGAGGAAAACCCGCAGAUCAUGGCAGCACCGGACUCCUUCUUCUUCUUCUGUUUGUGGGUCGUUGCCAUCCUCUCCGUUGGACUCGGAUGCCCCGAUCCGUGCACCUGCGCUGAUAAAUAUGGCCGCCAUUUUGCAGAAUGCUCCUUUAAAGACUUGGCGGAGGUUCCAGUUGAUUUGCCUCCAAAUGUUACGACGCUGAGCCUCUCGGCGAACCGAAUCGUCAUCAUCCCUUUGGGAAUCUUCGACAACGUGACUCAGGUGACGUCGCUGUGGAUGGCCCACAAUGAGAUCGUCUCCGUGGAACCGGGGACACUUGGCGUGUUGGUCCACCUGCGGAACCUGGACGUCAGCCACAACAGGAUCGUGGACUUCCCCUGGGAGGAUCUGCAGAACCUCACAGCUCUGCAACUGCUGAAGAUGAACCACAAUGAGAUGGAGAACCUGCCAAACGACGCCUUCACCAACCUCAAAGACCUGAGGUCCCUCCGCCUCAAUGACAACCGGUUCACAACCAUCGCCGCAGGGACGUUCGACGGCUUGAUCUCUUUGUCGCAUUUACAGAUUUAUAACAAUCCAUUUGACUGCAUCUGCUCCCUGGACUGGCUCAGGGUCUGGAUCUCAGCAACAACCAUCACGGUUCCGGACCAGAACCUGAUUGUUUGUGCGACGCCGGAGAAACUUACAGGAGAAGUUAUCGUGAAUCUGACUGAGUCAAAGUGUUCAAGCCCAAAUGUGACAAUAAAAACCAAAUCCAAGGCUCACAACAUGACCUUCUCUGAAGGAAGUGUUCUGGUGUUGACCUGUGACUUUAAGGGAAAUCCAGAACCUCUGGUCAAGUGGAGCAUCCAGAGCCAAAACAAGAACAGGGAGCUGGUUUUGUCACUUGUUGAAGGCGACUCAGCUGAAUCCACUGUGGACUCUUUGAAGUCUGUCAAAGUCCACCCAAACGGGACUCUGGUCAUUUCACAUCUUCAGAAGGAAGAUGGAGGAACGUACAGCUGCUCUGGAACAAAUCAGUUUGGUCAAGCUGAAGAUUCAGUGUUUGUGGAGGUGUUGGCGUUACCGAAACCAACACCUGUAAGAAAGACAACCACAACGCGUAGUUAUCCCAGAACACCACCACCUGUGCUCCAAACCACAAGCACAAUGUCUGUUUUUGACUCAGAUGUCGAAAGAAAAGACUUAAUCAACACAGAUCCCACCAUCCUACCAACUGCAGAAAUUAAAAUGCACGAAGAGGAACCAAGUUACCCGUCACGCAGCAGUAAAUGUAGCUUGACAGUGAAUACAAAAUACGUCUCCAGUCACGUCUUUAACGGGAGCUUUGAAGAUGUGAAGCAGUACACAUUUGACUUCGGUGUCAUCGCUUUAGGAGUGUCGGAAACAGAGGUGACGGUUCGUCUCAAUCCACUGCUCAAACCCAAAGAGAAGACAGUCAACGGAGACGACUCGUCUGAAAGCUCCGGUUCGGACUCUAACGGGUUGUUCCUGUGCAUCGCCACUGACCGCAAACACUCAGCGGUGCAGUGGACGAGGAUUAAAGACGGCGUCAACACGUAUCAGUUCACCGGUUUGCGACCCGGAACCAACUACUCCCUCUGUCUGACCUACAGGGAUGAGGACUGUGAGGUCCAGGUCCUGUUCACCACCAGGAGGAGGGUCCCCAACCUCCUCAUCAUCAUCUCCGUCAGCAUCUGCCUCCUCACCAUGUCCACGGUGCCACUGCUCGGCGCCACCUGCUUCCACCUGGUCUACAAGUACCGCAGCAAGACCUACAAGCUGAUCCUGAAGGCCAAGGACCAGUACCAGAUGGAGAGGGCCAGCUUCAACAUCCACGCCCCCCACACCGAGUCGCAAAGGCAGAUCAACGGCAGCCAGCUGGACGAGGAGGAGGAGGAGGAGACGGAGAGCGCUGACGGAGACAAGGAGGCCGACACCGAGGAGAGCGUGGUGACGGAGUCCGUCACGUUGUCGCAGUGCAGAGGCAACGCGGACGACUGCGAGGUCGGGUCGGAGUACAGCGACCGGCUGCCUUUGGGAGCCGAGGCCAUCAACAUCACAAGCAACUACAAAUAUCCAUAUCAGUAAAUGUCUGUAAGUCUCAUUGGUCCAGGUCAUCGUUCAUCAUUAGUAGUUUUUCUAAGUUCAACUGGAUAUCAGUUCAAUUUGAGCUG
Sphaeramia orbicularis (orbiculate cardinalfish) is the source of this 2333-nucleotide messenger RNA. RefSeq names its product immunoglobulin superfamily containing leucine-rich repeat protein 2-like. Lineage: Eukaryota; Metazoa; Chordata; Actinopteri; Kurtiformes; Apogonidae. The coding region runs from base 178 to 2247 and encodes 689 amino acids. Gene Ontology annotation, molecular function: protein binding. The transcript has 2 exons. The record is from RefSeq and is a predicted model, not a curated record.